Neltuma alba is the source of this 1762-nucleotide messenger RNA. RefSeq names its product zinc finger BED domain-containing protein RICESLEEPER 2-like. Gene Ontology annotation, molecular function: protein dimerization activity; DNA binding. Bases 1 to 1719 code for a protein of 572 amino acids. The record is from RefSeq and is a predicted model, not a curated record. Lineage: Eukaryota; Viridiplantae; Streptophyta; Magnoliopsida; Fabales; Fabaceae. The transcript is spliced from 3 exons.
AUGUUAAGCCAAGCAGGAAUUAUUGGAAAGGUAGAUCAUGACCGUGUUCGGGAGAUCGUUACUAUGGCUAUCAUUGAACAUGAUCUUCCUUAUUCAUUUUUUGAGUCCAAAAGGAUGAUGGAACUACAAAAGUAUUUGAAUCCUGAUUUUGAGCACGUUUCUAGAGAAACAGCCAUGUCAUAUGUUUGUGAAUUUUAUAUUAGCCAAAAGGGAAAGUUGAAACAGAUCAUGUCAAGGAGUCCUAGUAGAAUAUGCUUAACUUUUGAUUGUUGGACAACAAUAACUUCUGAAAGAUAUGUUUGCUUGACGGCUCAUUUUGUUGAUGAAAACUGGAAACUUAACAGCAAAAUACUUGCUUUCUGUAAGAUGAAGCCUCCAUACCGUGAGUUUGAAUUGGCUAAAAAUGUACACAAAUGCUUGAUCGAUUGGGGGAUUGAUAAGAAAUUGUUUUCUAUUACUUUGGACAAUGCUUUGAUGAAUGGAAAAAUGAAAGAUAUAUUGAAAAAGAGGUUGAGUUUGCAAAAUAGCUUGAUAUGCAAUGGGGACUUUUUUCAUUUGGGGUGUUGUGCUGAUAUCUUGAAUCUUAUAGUUCAGGAGGGCUUGAAAGUAAUAAGUAUUGCUUUGCAAAAUAUAAGGGAGAGCAUUAAAUAUGUGAAAACAUCAGAGGCGAGAAUUAUUAAUUUUAGGCAAUGUGUUGAGCAUGUUGGGGACAUUGACACCUCAAUGGACUUGCAAUUAGAUGUGUCCACUGAAUGGACUUCUACGUAUGCAAUGCUGGAGAGUGGGAUUAGAUAUCGUCAGGCUUUUGCUAGAUUGGCUUUGAAUGAUAGUAAUUACAAGUGUUGCCCAUCAAAUGAAGAGUGGAAGAGAGCAGAGGAAAUUUGCACUUUCUUGGAGCCAUUUAAGGGGAUUACAAACUUGAUGUCUCGGUCAUCUAAUCCGACUUUAAACAUGUAUUUCAUGAAAAUGUCAAAAAUUGAGUUGUCUUUAAAAGAAAAUGUGAUGAAUGUUGAUCCAAAGAUUCAAGAUAUGGCUCAUAGGAUGAAAGAGAAGUUUAACAAAUAUUGGGGUGAUUACAGUGUGAUAUUUGCACUUGGAACUAUUCUUGAUCCACGAUUGAAGUUUGAACUGAUAAAGUAUUGUUAUUCAUUACUUGACCCUAUAAUUUGUCGAGCAAAGAUUGAAACUAUCAAGAAGAAGUUAUAUUUUGUCUAUAGUCAAUAUGAAGAUACUGAGGCACCGUCUUCAAAAGUAUCAAUUUCAAUACCAGCAGUGCGAAAUCAGCCUACCGUUGGUGCGUGUAAUGAAGAAAUUUUUGCUGAAGCUUUUGGUGAUAAAUUUGAUUUUAAGAGUAGAGAUACUGCUUCAGCGGGAAAGUGUGAACUAGAUAAAUAUUUGGAUGAAGCAAUACUUGAACCUCACUCAUUUGAAGAAUUAGAUGUUCUGGAUUAUUGGAAGACUAAUCAGAUUCGAUUUCCCCAUCUUUCAAGGAUGGCUUGUGACAUUCUUAGCAUACCAAUCACUACAGUGGCUAAUGAAUCGGUUUUUGGCAUUGGUUCAAGUUUUCUCACAAAGUAUCGAAGCUGUCUUCUUUCAAAUAGUGAUCAAGCUCUUAUUUGCAUCCGUAAUUGGUUGUAUGGUUUUAAAUAUAAUGAGGAUGGAAUUGAUGAUGAGGAUCAAGAUUUAAACAUCAUCAGUGAUGAUGAUGAAGAAGAUUAAGUGAUGCAUUUAUCAAAUCAAGGUGAUUAGAUGAUGAGACGUA